This is a messenger RNA of Prunus armeniaca (apricot), 1092 nucleotides long. Lineage: Eukaryota; Viridiplantae; Streptophyta; Magnoliopsida; Rosales; Rosaceae. The record is from the annotation of a GenBank genome assembly.
AUGUCUAAGCUGGGUGAUGACGAACUAGGCCUCAUCCUUAACUGGAUCACCGACCUAAAUGACAGACGAUCAUUUUCUGAGGUCUGCAAGCAAUGGCUGAGAGUGGAGGGGCUAAAUAGAUCAUCACUUCGUCUUCUCGAACCCGAUGCUCUCCUUCAAGUCUUACCCAGAUUCCCAAAUUUAGUCACAUUCGAAACAUCAAAGUUCAUCACCGACGCCGACCUCUCAUUCUUGGCCCAAACAUGCCCCAAAAUCGAGGUAAUCAACCUCAGUCUGAAAACCCCACGUGAAAUUUCAUACCAAUUUGAUGAAGUAUUGAUAUUUGAUCAUGUUGGGGACGAAGGUCUUUGCGCUUUGGCAAAGGGGUGUCCCAAAUUGUCCAAGGUUUUGCUCAGAAGGAGAAAGAAUAUUGGGAAUUUUGGAGUUGUUUCGCUAUUGAAUUUAUCACAUAAUUUGACGUAUUUGGAUUUGGGAUUUUGUAGCUUGGUCUCGGACCAAGCCCUAGAAGCAAUUGGGUCUGCAAAUUCGAUUAGCGUCUUGAGUUUGCAAGGUUGUUCAUUGAUUACAGAUCGUGGAUUGGGGUUUUUGGCAAAUGGGUCUCCCUCAAAAACCAUGAAAAGGUUGAAUCUUGCGGAGUGUGAUAGAAUCACAGACUUUGGGGUCUCGCUUUUGGAGCAAAUGUGUUGCUUGGUGGAGCUGAAUUUGGCUGAAUGUGGCCCAAAAGUGACUGAUAUUGGAGGUCUUUCAAUUGCUGCAAUUCAGUCUCUUAAAAGAUUGAACUUGUCAUGGCUGGUCAAUGUGUCAGAUCAUACGCUUGUCGCUCUAGCUGAGAAUUGCCUGAAUUUGGAGAUGGUUGAUUUAACUGGUUGUGAUUUGGUAACUGGAGCUGGCAUUCGUGCAUUUGCAGGUCACAACUGCUUAGAAGCUCUUGUUCUGCGUUCUUGUUUCAAUGUUAGUGACUCUGAUGUGGUAGACAUUGUGCUUAGAUGCCAGUUCUUGAAGUCUGUUGUGUUGGAUAGAGGACUGAGAAUAUGGAUGUUGCCUCAGACACAAGAGAGCAUUAGCAGAUUCGCGGAGUUAGUUUGGGCUUGA